AUGCACACGACGUCUGGCGAACUUCUGCGACGAUGGAGUAGUCGACAACGGGUUUCGCAGCUGCUGAUGAGUCGAGAGUGUGUUGUGAUGGCCAUUUACGGUCACCACAGUUUCGUCACGUUAACGACGACGGCUAAUCAGCUCGACGAGGCUGUUGCCGAUGAUAAGGUAGAGUGCGCAUGUUUGACAAGAGAUGGUGAGUACGUGAUCACAGGAUCGGAAAAUGGACGCUGUACGGUUUGGCGCUUGUUCCCACUGCAGAAGCUAUAUGCCUUCCAGCAAGUGGACAGUGCGAUACGUUCGGUAGCAGUGUCAGCAAAUCAUCGAUUUGUUCUUGCUGGACUGGACUCUGGAUCAAUUGUUGUUUUCAAUGUCGAUUUCAAUCGAUGGCAUUACGAAUACAAAACCCGCUAUCAAGUCCAGAAAUGA
Messenger RNA from Cooperia oncophora, 429 nucleotides. NCBI's taxonomy places the organism in Eukaryota, Metazoa, Nematoda, Chromadorea, Rhabditida, Trichostrongylidae. The record is from the annotation of a GenBank genome assembly.